Juglans regia (Persian walnut) is the source of this 581-nucleotide messenger RNA. RefSeq lists its product as uncharacterized. The transcript is spliced from 3 exons. The record is from RefSeq and is a predicted model, not a curated record. NCBI's taxonomy places the organism in Eukaryota, Viridiplantae, Streptophyta, Magnoliopsida, Fagales, Juglandaceae. Bases 104 to 394 code for a protein of 96 amino acids.
UAUACGGAUCCUGCGGCACGUAUCCUGCCAUUGUUACUGAGAAUACGAUAUAGAAAUCUUUAAGUCAAGCUGCCAAUCGAAGCACCGGCCAGGAAAGUGAUAGAUGGCAUUAAGACGAUUUUUUGGGUUUUCUGAUGGCGAGUUGAUGCGGGCGGAUGCAAAACCUUGUUCCAGAUUGAUGAGACAAACAGCUGGGAUUUUUACAGUUGGAGGAGGAUUAUCAUUUUGGAUUCUAUGUAGAUUGCAUUAUGGUCCCAGAAUUACGGUUCCUAGAAGUCUUCGUUGGGCAACUUGUGGAGCAGUAUCGGUCAGCUCAACCUCCGCUUUACUGGUUCGCUUAUUUAGUCCUGAAUGUGAACCCCAGAACAUAGCUGCUUAUGACAAUAAAAAGUAGUGCUAGGUUGAAGCUCGUCUUAAUAUGUUUUCUCAGCUUUAUAUGAAGGCCAAAAUGGACAACUAAGAUUAAUGUUCUUGGCAUGCUAUGUUGUUGUUUAAAAGUGCACUGUUUGUCUCACAUUGGCAGGUUUUGAUGACCAGGUUCCUAAAAUGUUCCUCUCAUCACAUGAGCAAGUUGUCUUUUA